Messenger RNA from Symphalangus syndactylus (siamang), 1607 nucleotides. RefSeq names its product cullin-2-like. Gene Ontology annotation, biological process: ubiquitin-dependent protein catabolic process. The record is from RefSeq and is a predicted model, not a curated record. Gene Ontology annotation, molecular function: ubiquitin protein ligase binding. Lineage: Eukaryota; Metazoa; Chordata; Mammalia; Primates; Hylobatidae.
GCUUAAACCCAGGAGGCAGAGGUUGCAGUGAGCCGAGAUGGCGCCACUGCACUCCAGCCUGGGUGACAGAGCAAGACUCCGUCUCAAUAAUAAUAAUAUUAAAGUCCAUUUAGAGUCAUUUCCCUAUUCCAGAGCAAAGAUGAGCUCAUGAACAACCAGGGGUCUCAGUGACUGAGGGACAGAGGCUCCCCAGGGGGCAGACAGAGACCUCACAUAUCUAUGGCAUGGUCCUGUCCACUGGGGCUGUUUUGUCAAAAAUCUUUAUUCUACUCAGGAGACUGAGGCAGGAGGAUCACUUGAGCUCAGGAGAUGGAGGCUACAGUGAGCCCAGAUGGCGCCAUGCACUCAGCCUGGGCGACACAGAUAAGAAGCCAGCCCUCGGGAACCGCCAGGAGCACCCUGGGCCCCACACGGCCCCAAGUCCAGCCUGCCCCGCCUCCUCUGGUGCAGAGGUCCUGGGACACCAGCAGCAGCCCCGCCACACCCCCCAUGGCCAAGAACACAGGCGGCAGAGGCUUCCCCUCCACGCCCGACAACUUCCUGCCGCUACCUCUACCGCCGCCACCCCUGGACGACGCAGAGCUCCCGUCGCCCCUGGACUUCGUGCUCCCUCCCCCUGCGGUCCCCAAGAGGCCUCCUAUGCCCCACCCCUGCAAGAGACACGAAGCAUCAAUGUUCAGAAGCAGCAAAUGAAUGCCAACACUAUUUGUGGACUCAGUUUUGGAAGUGCAUGGUAAAUUUGUUCAGCUUAUCAACACUGUUUUGAAUGGUGAUCAGCACUUUAUGAGUGCAUUGGAUAAAGCCCUUACGUCAGUUGUAAAUUACAGAGAACCUAAGUCUGUUUGCAAAGCACCUGAACUGCUUGCUAAGUACUGUGACAACUUACUGAAGAAGUCGGUGAAAGGGAUGACAGAAUGAAGUGGAAGACAGGCUCACGAGCUUCAUUACGGUGUUCAAAUACACUGAUGACAAGGACGUCUUUCAAAUUCUGCGCAAGAAUGCUGGCAAAACGUUUAAUUCAUGGGUUAUCCAUGUCUAUGGAUUCUGAAGAAGCCAUGAUCAACAAACUAAAGCAAGCCUGUGGUUAUGAGUUUACCAGCAAGCUACAUCGGAUGUAUACAGAUAUGAGUGUCAGCACUGAUCUCAACAAUAAGUUCAACAAUUUUAUCAAAAACCAAGACACAGUAAUAGAUUUGGGAAUUAGUUUUCAAAUAUAUGUUCUACAGGCUGGUGCGUGGCCUCUUACUCAGGCUCCUUCAUCUACGUUUGCAAUUCCCCAGGAAUUAGAAAAAAGUGUACAGAUGUUUGAAUUAUUUUACAGCCAACAUUUCAGUGGAAGGAAACUUACAUGGUUACAUUACCUGUGUACAGGAUACAAUUUAGAACAUCACAUUACAUUUAGACAUCAGGAGAGAGACUCCAAGUUACAUUGUGCUGCUGGUCCAUUUAAAACUUUAUGUUUGAAAAUGUGUAACAAAUUAUAUUUUCCAGUUUUAAAAGUCACAUUUUUAUCUUAUAAAAUGUUUAGAGUGCACAUGAGUAUGUGAAACACAAUUUCAUCAUUAAAAUACUGAAUUUUGGAAUAUAUGUUUUCAUUAUUAGAAAAU